AUGAAGAAGAAGAAGGUUCUCGUUUCCUCUCGAGUCUCGCGAGACCUGACAACACCGCGAAACAGGAGGAGGAAUAGGCAAGGUGGCGUUUGAUGUAGAGUACGUUAUUGUUUGUAAUAGUUAUGUGUUCCUAAUCUGUCGUACAUGUACAAGAAAAUGUUGUAAUAGGGUAAACACGGUUAAUAUUUGUUUGUGCCCGGUAUCUAUUAGUCUGAGCGCACUUUGACUUUUCUCGUGCUAGCUUAGCUUGAUAGCUAGGUUAGCAUGUUAGCUGCUAACAAAGCGACGCAGAAGUUAUCAACACGUCGCUAAGCAGAGAUCAGAUGUGAGUGUAAAGUGUUGGCAUUGUGUGAAAAUGUGCGAAAGAACGACAGUAGAGUACGAGGAGGAACUUUCUCCAACAAAAGAGGAGAACGAGCGACAACAUCAACUACUGGACGUUUUUUUUAAGAAACAUCAAGUUGUGUUACACAGAACAGACUUCCAGCAGCCCUCCCAUGUAAAAGAAGAAGAGGAAGAGCCACAGCCCCCCCACAUUAAAGAGGAAGAAGAGGAUCUCUGGAUCACUCCGGAGGAAGAGUUUCUUCUUGGGCAGGAGGAGGCUGAUCUCACCAAGUUUCCACUGACUGUCGUCUCCGUGAAGACUGAAGACCAUGAAGAGAAACCACCUGAGUCCUCACAGCUUCAUCACAGUCCAAACGUCCAUGAAGUACAUCUCCCUGAGCGGCAGGAGUGGACCUCCUUGGUGGAGCAAGAGGAGCCAGAGACCCCCCACAUUAAGGAGGAGAAGGAGCGACAGCCCGCCCAUAUUAAAGAGGAAGAGGAGGAUUCACAGCGUCCCUACAUUAAAGAAGGGGAGGAGCCUCAACCCUGCAACAUUAAAAAGGAAUGGGAUGAGCCACAACCCUCCCACUUUAAAGAGGAAGAGGAAGAACACAGCAUCAGUCAGGAGGGAACGUAUCUUGAAGGACUGGAGGAGUUCCCAUUGACGGUCAUUGUGAAGAGUGAAGAUGAUGAGGUCAAUAGUGAAAGUGAGGAGAAGAGAGAGGCGGAGCCUCCAAGCAGCAGCUCAACAGAAGCUGAUGGAGACCACUGUGGAGGAUCACAAGCAGACAAGCUCUUAGCUCCACUGUCAGAUAGUGACGACACAACGUCACACUCUGCUGACACUGAUGAUGAAGACUCUAUAGCUGAUAAGACAUGUCACACUGACAACACACACUUUCAAUGCUCUCACUGCGACAAAACCUUUAAUCACCGUCGUAAUCUUCAAGUACACACGAGAAUACACACUGGGGAAAAAACAUCCUCCUCUUCAAUCUGCGGUCCAGGUAAUAUGCAAAAUAGCGAGUUGAAAGUACAUAUGAGAACGCCCACUGGAGAAAAACCUUUCAAGUGUUCAAUUUGUAGUAAGACAUUCUCCCAGAAGCAACAUUUGAAAGUACACACCAAAGUACACACGGGAGAAAAACCUUUUUCUUGUACCAUCUGUGGUAAAGGUUUCAUACAAAAUAACGGUUUGAAAGUACACAUGAUCAAACACACGGGACAAAAACCAUUUUCUUGUUCCAUCUGUCACAAAGGUUUUAUACAAAGUAGCGAUUUAAAAGUACACACGAGAAUACACACCGGAGAAAAACCGUCUUCCUGUUCAAUCUGCGGUCAAAGAUUUACAAAGGGUAGCGAGUUGAACGUGCACAUGAGAACGCACACUGGGGAAAAACCAUUCAUGUGUUCGGUUUGCAGUAAAAGUUUCUCUCAGAAGCAACAUUUGAAGAUACACGUAAGAAUACACACCGGAGAGAAACCGUUUUCUUGUUCAGUUUGCGGCAAAGGUUUUAAUCAAAGGCAACAUUUGAAACUACACGCACGAAUACACACUGGAGAAAAACCUUUUACCUGUUCGGUGUGUGGGAAAGGUUUCAUUCAAAAUGAACAUUUGAAAAUACACAUGAGGAGACACACCGGCGAGAAAGUGUUGAGUUGCAGUGUGUGUGAUGAAAGAUUCUCUUAUAAGUACCAGUGUCAGAAACACAAGUGUGCUGGUGAGACCAGCAGCAGCAAAUAGAGCACCAGGAUUUGAAAUAAACCGUCAAAACUUUGACUUUCUUACAACACCAGCACAUAUAAAAUGUGCUGAUAUUAGUGUCCAACUUGCCUACUCAAUAUUUGGAGUGUAUUGAGUGCAACCUACUCAGUGGCGUAGUGGUUAGAGUGUCCGCCCUGAGAUCGGUAGGUUGUGAGUUCAUACCAAAGACUAUAAAAAUAGGAGCCAUUACCUCCUUGCUUGGCACUCAGCAUCAAGGGUUGGAAUUGGGGGUUAAAUCACCAAAAAUUAUUCCCGGGCGUGGCCACCGCUGCUGCCCACUGCUCCCCUCACCUCCCAGGGGGUGAUCAAGGGUGAUGGGUCAAAUGCAGAGAAUAAUUUCGCCACACCUAGUGUGUGUGUGACAAUCAUUGGUACUUUAACUUUUUUAACUUUAACAUCUGGGUACUCGCGACCCACUGGACCUUUUUCAUUUUUUAAAAUAUUUUCUCCUCAUCACACUUAUGCACUUACUAAGCGUAAAUUCAACUUUGACCUGCUGCUUGUCCCUGUGGUCCCAGUAGUCUUUACUCCACCAAGCAGAGGAAAACUACAAAAACAUGAAAAAGCAGGAUAGUCACAAGUCAAUGAAACAUGAUGUCCUGUAGCAGCCUUCAUUUUCUCUUCAACUACAGUAAACUACUAAAGACUCUGACUUUCCUACCUAGAUAUGACCUAAAGAUUGUUUUCAAUAAUGGCCCACCUAUGUACUGAACUCUAACAUUAUUAACCAUAUUUACUCGGUAUCCAUUGCACCGGUCCCCCAGGGGGAAACCCCACAUCUGCGGUCUCUUCCAAGCAAAUCUAUAUAUAUAUAUUUUUUUUGUGGUCAUUAUACUGAAUACAUAUUGUAAUGUAUGUGAAUGUUGUACAUUUAUAUACGUCACGAUGGAUGGCAUGGGUCGGGCUGUGGGAACACAAGACUGGCAAUCUCGGAAUUGAAUCGCAAACUGGAUAACAUUUCAUUUCGGAAAUGUUAUCCAGUUUGCGAAUCAAUUCCGAGAUUGCCAAAGACUGACUUGAGAGCCAGAAUGGAUGUUUAAAUCGGACAAGCCAUUUGAAUGCGUCUGCUCGCCUGGGAAACCAUAAUCCUUAUCUACAAUUCGACUGCCUCAAAUGGACUUGGUGAGGCCGUGCCGUAAACAUCCCAGGAGGACAGCGCAGUGAUAGCCGCUCUGAAUUCCUCACUCCUUUAACAACACCUAGGAAGUUCCUGCAUAGCGACCUUAGGCCUGUAGACAUAACAGCACUCAAACCGUGGACUGCACAUUUGCACACAUACUCCCUGCCCCCCUGUUGCAAGUCUUGUGGUUUCUGUGUCUUAACAUGUGUAUACGUGCUUAUUGUGGAUAGAUAUUUGGUGCCCAAACCUAAAUAAAUGUUUAAGACGUUUGGUUCAUCAUAACUGUUACACAUACUUCCAACAUAUUUUGAUUACCGUAUUUUUCAGACUAUAAGGCGUACUUAAAAUCCAUUCAUUUUCUCAAAACUCGACAGUGCGCCUUAUAACCCGGUGCGCCUAAUGUACGGAAUAAUUUUGGUUGUGCUUACCAACCUCGACGCUAUUUUACUUGGUACAUGGUGAAAUGAUAAGUGUGACAAGUAGAUGGCAGUCACACAUAAGAGAUAUAUAGACUGCAAUAUGAGCCAAGUAAACAACACCAAAAUGUUACAUGUUCUGUUGAAAAUAUAGUUCAUUACACACAGUGCCCAAAAAUCUAUCAAAAUGUUUUAGUACGACUUUGGUAAGCUAUGAAGCCGCAUCGCUUGAUGGAUUGUACUGUGCUUUAACAUAUCAGUUUCAUGUCUUCCUUUGAGCGAUAUUUCCCGCAUCUACAUACUUGCCAACCCUCCCGGAUUUUCCGGGAGGCUCCCGAAAUUCAGCGCCUCUCCCAAAAACCUCCCGGAAGAAAUUUUCUCCCAAAAAUCUCCCGGAAUCCAUGCGGACCUGAGUCCAGUGUGCGCACACAAGGAGACGAAGCAGAAGAACGAGACCAUAGUCGAAGAGCGCGGGGGAGACACUUCUCCAGGGCCGAUGUAUGCUCGGGGCAACACCCUUCACCUUACCCGGCAGUGGGUCUCCACAGCGGACGACUUUAGGGUGAAUGAUGAGUCCAGCGAUUAGUUGCAAAUCUUGCUUUAUUGAUUGCUUGCACACAGCCAAUCCAACACAAAACCAACUAGUCCCUCCCCACACUCACGCUACCGCUCCCUCUCUUCUCUCGCCCACACACUCACUGAUGUCACUCACCUCACAUGCGGUCACCUAUUAAAGGGCCACACACACACAUACUCUACUCUUAUAACACACAGUACAGUUAGUAGAACAACUGUGUUUUCAUUACUGUGUAUUUGAUAGGUGUCAUUGCCCCGGAAUUGUAUUGCAUUGUACUUUCAAGUACAACAAUGAGUAGAUGAGUGUUAUGUGUGUGUAUAUG
Molecule: messenger RNA, 4524 nt
Organism: Nerophis lumbriciformis (worm pipefish)
Lineage: Eukaryota; Metazoa; Chordata; Actinopteri; Syngnathiformes; Syngnathidae
Source: RefSeq, a predicted model, not a curated record